UAUAAUGUUUCAGAUAUAUAUUCAUAAUUUCUUAGUUAUUUUAGUGCAGAGAAAAAAUUUUAAGCAUCAUAAGCAGAAUGUAGUGAACACAAUGACAAUAAUGAAUCAACCAUAGUUUUAGUGCUGCAAUGGUGGACUCUCGUUUAAGGGUGGAUCCUCCAUCAUUAUUCCAUUGUUUUAUUGAUAUUUUGUCUCCAGAGUCUAAGAACGCAUUACAAGUGACAAGUAUAUUUCCUGAAGAGUUUGAUGAGAAGGACCAAAUACUAAAACAGAUACCAGGAUUUUGUUAUCCAUGCUCUAUUGAUUAUAAUGGUGUGCAGUAUUCAACUUUUGUUUUGACUGAUCUGAAGGGGAUAUUUCGAUUUGGAUUUUGUCGAUACCCUGCCCAUGCAACACAUUGCCUUUGCAUAAUAAGUUAUUUACCAUGGUUUGAAACUUUUUAUGCUAUACUGGACCACAUUGCAAAAUUUGAAAGUGAAAAUGAUGACGUGGUGGCUGGAUUUCUUGGUGCAUUAAACUCUCAGUUAGUGCCAAAGCCUGGAGCCAAAUUAAGCUUUAGAAUUUCUGCUGCAAAGGAAGAAAAUAUUUACAAAUUUGAUAUACCAGAUACUACAAAACUGCCAUCAAUACCAGACAAUCGCAACUUAACUGAAUAUUUUGCUAAAGUCACUCCAGAAAAUAUGGUUUAUUUAUUCAUAAGUAUGUUAUUUGAAAGGCGAAUCAUUGUGACGUCAGAACGAUUAAGUGUGCUGACUGCUGUUGUUCAUGGCUCAGUAUCACUGUUAUAUCCUAUGCAAUGGCAGCAUAUAUAUGUUCCAAUUCUGCCACCUCAUCUGAUCGAUUAUUGUUGCGCACCUAUGCCAUUUUUGCUUGGUAUUCACUCUUCAAUGAUGCCAAAAGUGGAGCAAAUGCCAAUGAAUGAGGUGGUUAUAUUAAAUGCAGACAGUAACGAAAUCUACAUGCUAGAAGACGAUUUAAAAGACUUUCCAUCUAAGAUAUUCUCUCGAAUGAAGAAGAAGUUACAGCGUACAGACAAAGCACUUGCAGAUUAUGUUUCUAGCCAGUUUUUAAAUGCUCUGGCUGACAUGAUUGGUGGUUAUAAGGAGGCUCUAAAGUUUACAGAAACUGAAAAAGGUGGAAAGAUCGUGUUCGAUGAUGAUGCGUUUUUAAACACGAGGACUGGCUCUAUGAAAGAUUUUCUUGUGCAUAUAUUGAACCAACAGUCUUUUCGUCAGUUCAUUGCUGGUCGACUUGAAAUGUUAAAUGAUGGAGUCGAAAUUUUAGAUAUAUUUGAUCAGGCUGUUCUAACAAGAAAUAUAGACAUGAAAAAAGAUCAAGAUAAAUAUAAAGUAUGGAAAGAUAAAAUGAAAAAAGGAGGCGGAGCGUUUAAGAAAAGUGUAGAGGGAAAGUAUCUUCAUCUGAGAGGUGUCGCUAGUGAAAUUGAAGUUAAAGAAUUAAAGAAUAAACUGAAAAACAAAGUUAAAGAUAAAGUAAAGGACGUUAAGGUUGCGAUGAAACAUAAGGAACCAACACCCACCGAAAUUGAAGUUAUUCACGAAGCAAAUGUAAAGAGGAAUAACUCAAUGCCGUUGACACAAAAGAACAGGGUCAACAUAAAAUCAACAAGACAUUCAAUGUACAGUUCACUACCUCGACGAGAUGUACCAAAGCCAGGUAGAACACCGCCUCCCAGACCUCCCAGACCAGAUCUAGGUGAGCAAGAGAACAAAGAAACAAAUUCAGCAAAGCUACCUCGCAAACAGUAUCUUAAUGCUUCAACUUAUUCUGAAUCAAAAAGCGCGCCUAAUAUUGCUGAUCUUAUCGAUAUGAGCUCGCCAUCUACUCCUGAUGAAAGCUCUGCUAGUUCUUCAUUUGGUCAUGGAUUGGACAGCGCUGGUAUGGCAACUUCGGACUCAGACUCUUCUAUAGAGCACAUCAACUCCUAUUCAAACCCUGCAUUUUUGGACUUACACAGAAAGGAGUCAAUGUGUCAAGAAGAAACCGUGUUGGAGCAUAGUCCAUUACCUCACAAAAAAGUAGACUCGCCGAAACAAAGUGUCGAACAACAGGAUAGUACACAAGGACCAAGUAAACCUCUCAAAAGAUCUAUACCUGUUACAUCACAUCGCUUUGCGAAAGCACCACCAAGACCCGCUGUGUUACCAAUAAAAACUCAAUCGCCCUCAUCGGAUGGUAAAACGCCCCCUACACGCCCUCCACCACCGUCCACAACUCCUCAAAAAUCACACGACUGUAAUAUGUUUUUCCAAGAUAAAGCCGAAAUUGAUGAUUCGUAUGUUGUAAUAGAUGCUAACAGUGACAGUAAUGGGAAUGAGAAAACUCUCCUCCCUAGUUCCCCUUUCUAUACACCCUCUUCAGAUCUGCUAGAUUUAGAUCAUUCGUUGUUUCAUGAAACAAUGCAAUCGUUAUCUGAAGAUACGCGCCUGUUGAUGUCGAACGGGAGAAGCACAACGAAGAAGAGCUCAGAAGAAGUCGAUAUGUCGCACUCUCCUACAAUAAAUAUGAACAUUGCUUUUCCUAAAGAAAGUGAAAGACAAUUUUAUAGAUCACCCGUACUUACCCAAAAUCCGUCCAUUGAACCCGGAAAACCUGGAACAGAGCCGGAAAGGACUCUGCAGAAUGACCCGUUUGCAAGUAUACUCGAAGAUGUUAAAAAAGAUAUGAAAAUUAAUAAUACGAGGUAAUACAGAUAAAUUUUAUUCAAAGUUUUAUAUAAGAAAAGGGAACCUAUAAAAAGCAUUAAUCUCCCACUUCCGUUUUAAACAGAACUUCUGCUGCGGCAAAAGCAUUUUGCUUCUUGCUGCGCUGUGUAAUUUGUUGACGUAAAAAAGAAAUUUUUGUAGACAAUCUCCCUGCAAAACUCGUGACUAGGUAGUACUUGAAAAUUAUUACUGGCUAAGGUAGCGACAAAUGCAAAUAGUAGAAUUCUGUUUGUUUAUCCCUUGUUUUCUUAAAUACUAUUAACACAUUUAUAAUAACACAAAGAGAUAUAUUUAUCAGACAUAUUUCUUUACUUCUCUGUUGUGCUUAGCAUAUGUUCUUUUAAAUAAUGACUUUUAGCUUAGUGUGUAUGUUACAAUUUCUACAGUUAGCACAUUUUUCCGCAGGAUUAUUAAAGUGAACAUGAUUUGGGCGUAAUAAAGGAGCAAAUUUUCGCGGAAUUAUAAAGUUACAUUUUUGCUAUAUAUUUGGGAAAUACAAAAUACUAUUCGCGAACUUUAGUUUUCACGAAUUUUCACUUUUUUUGAAAUUCGCGAAAUUAAAUCAAUUAUUGCUGGCCGUGUGUCUGUCUGUGAGCCAAAACAUGCGACUAGCGACCGGUGAUAUCCCAUGGAAUUUUCCAUGGGAUAUCACCGCUAGCAAUAUGUGUACACAAUAUAAACACCAACUUGCAGUGUUAAGAUAAUUUCGAUCAAUUUAACAUACUUUUGAGCUCAACAUGUUGUAAUUGAGUAAGUAAAUUUAAUGUUCAGAAUAGAAAAAAAAUUCCAAAAUCACUACUUGAGAUUUUACUUUUGAGAAAUCUAGAGAAUAGGUUCUGUUCCAUUCGCGAAAUUGCGAGCAAAUGAAUUUUUGCGAAAAUUAAUUCUGGCAUGAAUUUAUUCACUUGUGAGUAAGUGAAAAUCUUUACAAAAUGAGGCGACAGAUAAAUGUUCUGUUCGGUUUAGGGAAUUAUAUCUUUUCGAUAUCGCACCUUGUAUAUUUUUGUAUGUAUUGAUUUUUAUUAAAUUUUUUUAAUUUUUUUUGUUAUUGUUGAUGUUGAAUGUGUAAGUUUUGUACUUCGGUUGCACCAGUGUUCUUGUUUUGGAUAGUGGUCUUUCAAGCGUACUUUUGCUAUUGUAGCUAUAUUCAAAAUUGUCCUUCUUUAGUUUCUAAAAAUAUCGUUUGUAUAUAAAAUGUCCUCCCCGCCAUUAGGGGCGUCGUGUUUAUUAUAGAUAUGUUCUUCCCGCCAUUGGGGGCGUCCUGUUUAUUAUAGAUAGUUUGUUGUAAAAUUUCUCUAUAUUUGUUAAUUUAACAAUAAUACUCCACACAUUACAUUUUUUUUUAAUUCAUUACAUGACUGAAUCCAUCGGUCAAAGACCGCUAAUUAGACGCCCAGUGUAAGAAAUUAAGUUUAAAUGAGCACCCGGGCGCUAAAAUGAGCUUAAAAGAGUGCCCGGUCGUUAGAUUAACUCUAAACAGAAGAAGCAAGCAGUUUCUAAUACGGUUUCGUGAAAACAGAAACUUUUAUUAAAGCCUGACUUAAAACCGUUUAUAUAUUGGUUUACGAUUUUUUAAAAUUUACUUUAUUUGUCACUUUUUGUCGUGUUAACUAAAUAACGCCCUGCUAAAACCCUCGAAAGCUUAAAUAAAUAACCGGACGAUUAAACGAUGCAUUACCUUCUCGCCAAAAACAUUAAUUCCAUAUGAAAAAGCUUGAAAAGUUACUUUUUUAAAACAUUCUUGAGUUUUGAGUUUUGCUAAUUAUGCUAAUUAUGAAUGGUAUGUAUCUAUGUUAUAAUGCCCGUAUACGUCUGUCCGUCCGUCUGUCUGUCACGCAAAAUGGUAGCUUAGCUGCGACGGGCGAACCCGUGGAUUUUUCCACGGGCUAAUGACUAGUUUGAUUUAAAGCUUGUGGUGAUUUAGCCGUUGAGCGUUAUUCGGAACCAUAUUAAAUGAAUAACAUAUGGAUGGUAUGUAUUUGAUUUAAAGCUUGUGGUGACAUAAUAUCUCAUUAUUAGCAAAACUUCGAGGCUCUUUAAACCGAAAAAAAUAAAUAAAAAGAUUCCCACAUAAAAUCCCAAGCCCUUUCAUAUAAGCUUAACUUGUUUUUCACAAGAGGUUAACAUUGAAACAAAUUUAGUCGUCCCAGAUUUCGAAAAGUUGUUCCAGCAAAGCGGAUAUUCAUGUUGGAUAAACUCGCCCUUGCACAUGCACUGCACUUGAUAACUGGUAGCUAUAUAUAUUUUAUUAUUUUAUUUACUUUUUAAAAUAUAUAUUGUAGACAUAUUUCCGCUAAUUCGUUUUUUUUUGCAAUUUUGAAUAUCGCAAA
Hydractinia symbiolongicarpus is the source of this 5053-nucleotide messenger RNA. Its product is annotated as DENN domain-containing protein 1B-like. NCBI's taxonomy places the organism in Eukaryota, Metazoa, Cnidaria, Hydrozoa, Anthoathecata, Hydractiniidae. Gene Ontology annotation, molecular function: phosphatidylinositol phosphate binding; guanyl-nucleotide exchange factor activity. The transcript is spliced from 24 exons. Bases 129 to 2705 code for a protein of 858 amino acids. The record is from RefSeq and is a predicted model, not a curated record. Gene Ontology annotation, cellular component: cytosol; intracellular membrane-bounded organelle. Gene Ontology annotation, biological process: endocytic recycling; endocytosis.